AUGGAUCCGCUGCAGCAACCUGUCUCGGAGGUCCUUGCUGUUGCGGAGCCGCAGCAACCUCCUGUGGAAGGCCAAGCGCCGGAGGCAUCUGCGCCGCCAGAAGCCCUCUCAUCCGAACACCAACCUCUGGAGGACCCGGCGCUGGCGCCUGUCAGUGUUAAUGUUGAGGAACCAGUCCCAGCCGAUCAGCCUGCCGGCCACGUAGGCGUGGACAACGGCUACAACAGCGACUCCAAGGCCCACUAUCACUCGCGCUCGACUGACUUCCACCACUCUGCUCCUGAAUACACCCCCCAAGAUGCCGAUCCUGCGCCAACCAGCAGCCUCAGCCGCACCCCUCCAGACCUGGCUCGGGGGUUCUCCAGUGGCGCGGAACGACAUGCGCUGUCUCAGCAGCCCCAGCCCGCGGAAGCUGCCCAACGACAAGCCUCGCAGUCCUCGAAGAAUAGCGUUGUCAUCAAGGUCGGCAUGGUUGGCGAUGCGCAAAUCGGGAAGACCAGUCUGAUGGUCAAAUACGUGGAGGGCAGCUGGGAUGAGGACUACAUUCAGACAUUGGGUGUCAACUUCAUGGAGAAGACCAUCUCAAUUCGCAACACCGAGAUUACAUUUUCGAUUUGGGACCUUGGUGGCCAACGCGAGUUUGUGAACAUGCUUCCGCUUGUCUGCAACGACGCCGUGGCCAUUCUUUUCAUGUUCGAUCUUACCCGCAAGAGCACCCUCAACUCCAUUAAGGAAUGGUAUCGCCAAGGUCGGGGCUUCAACAAGACCGCCAUUCCGUUCUUGGUUGGUACCAAGUACGACCACUUUGUCAAUUUUCCCCGGGAGGACCAAGAGGAAAUCUCACUUCAGGCUAAGCGAUUUGCGAAGGCGAUGAAGGCCAGCUUGAUCUUCAGUAGCACCAGUCACAGUAUCAACGUGCAGAAGAUCUUCAAGAUCGUACUGGCUAAGGCAUUUGACCUCAAGUGUACCAUCCCCGAGAUCGAGAACGUCGGUGAGCCGCUGCUCUUGUACAAGAACGUUUAG
Penicillium canariense is the source of this 1023-nucleotide messenger RNA. RefSeq names its product Spg1/Tem1 GTP-binding protein. The record is from RefSeq and is a predicted model, not a curated record. Gene Ontology annotation, molecular function: GTPase activity; GTP binding. NCBI's taxonomy places the organism in Eukaryota, Fungi, Ascomycota, Eurotiomycetes, Eurotiales, Aspergillaceae. The transcript is spliced from 5 exons. Bases 1 to 1023 code for a protein of 340 amino acids. Gene Ontology annotation, cellular component: spindle pole body. Gene Ontology annotation, biological process: regulation of exit from mitosis.